Molecule: messenger RNA, 7441 nt
Organism: Rattus norvegicus (Norway rat)
Lineage: Eukaryota; Metazoa; Chordata; Mammalia; Rodentia; Muridae
Gene: Ccdc85a
Product: coiled-coil domain containing 85A
Cellular component (GO): adherens junction
Source: RefSeq, a predicted model, not a curated record
CACCCGCACCUCUGUGCUCUGGGAACCGCGCCCCCAGCCGUCCCUAGCAGCAGAGCACCUGGUGCUCAGGGUCCUGUCGGGCAAUGUCGUCCGCAUUUGGCCCUUGCAGGAGGCGUUGCGGGAUGCGGGCGUCCGGGACGCCAGCUUCCUCCCCGCUGCCGCUCCCCAACCCCCGCCCAUCGUCCUCUGGGCUCUGAAAACCCAAGGCUUCCCAGAACAGUUUAGGAUCAGCCGCAGGACUACAGUCAGCCGGCGGCGUGGAUCGUUCAGGAAAGGACAGCCUCUCUCGGCGCGCUCCAGCCUCCCUGGGAAGCUCAGACGCUCAGCAAGCCCAGGGCAGCUAGAGGAGCAGCGGAGCCUUGGGGUUGAGCUAGGGGAAGGCAAGGGCGUGUGAGUGUGUGUGAUAGACUGUGGGGGUGGCUGUCUCGAUCUGAGCAAAGGAGAGGGCAGGGGAUUGAGGCAGAACCCUCUGGGUGUCCCCGCCUGCUCCUGCUCCCCGGCGCCCUUCAUCAUGGACUUGCUCGGAGUUGGGGUGGACCACAGCAGCGGCCAGGAGCUGGCUGUCGGGCCCCGGGAUUCGGCAGGUACGCACACUUGGAUGGCGAGAUAGGAUGGCCGCGCAGCGCGAUCCUCGCCGUCCCCACGCAGCGGUCCCCGGGAGGUGCCGCUGACUCUCGAAGCGCACAGGGGUGUGGGCGGAGGCCGCCCAGCCGCGCCCGCACCUUCCCCAGUCCUUUCGCCGCUUCCACCCACUCGCACCUGCCGCUGCGCGGAUACCAUGUCGAAGGCGGCUGGAGGAGCGGCGCCGGCGGCGGAAAGUUGUCCCUCGGCUCCGGCCGGCGUGUCGACACCCGCGGGCGUGGAGGAUCUGUCUAAAGUGACGGACGAAGAACUGCUGCAGUGGAGCAAGGAGGAUCUGAUCCGCAGCCUGCGGCGCGCCGAAGCUGAAAAGGUGAGCGCGAUGCUGGACCACAGCAACCUCAUUCGCGAGGUCAACCGCCGCCUGCAGCUGCAUCUAGGCGAGAUCCGAGGGCUUAAGGAUAUUAACCAGAAACUCCAGGAAGACAACCAGGAACUGAGGGACCUAUGCUGUUUCCUGGACGAUGAUCGGCAGAAAGGCAAAAGGGUAUCCCGGGAGUGGCAGAGAUUGGGUCGCUAUACAGCUGGAGUGAUGCACAAGGAAGUGGCCUUAUACUUGCAGAAGUUGAAGGAGCUGGAGGUGAAGCAGGAGGAGGUCGUGAAGGAGAACAUGGAACUUAAGGAACUCUGUGUGCUGCUGGACGAGGAGAAGGGCACUGGAUGUGCUGGCAGUCGCUGCUCCAUCGACAGCCAGGCCAGCCUGUGCCAGCUGGUGGCCUCUGCUGCCCCCUAUGUACGGGACGUGGGUGAUGGCAGCAGCACUUCCAGCACCGGCAGCACUGACAGUCCAGACCACCACAAACAUCAUGCCAGUGGGGGCAGUCCUGAACAUUUACAGAAGCCCCGAAGCGAGGGCAGCCCAGAGCACAACAAACACAGGAGCACCAGCCCUGAACAUCUGCACAAACCCAGGGCUUCUGGGACCCCAGAUCAUCCCAAAGCACUGAAAGGACCCAGCCCUGAGCACCACAAGCCCUUGUGCAAGGGCAGUCCGGAGCAGCAGAGGCACCCGCAUCCAGGAAGCAGCCCCGAAAUGCUGCCCAAGCACAAGUUGAGUGGGAGCCCUGAGCAUUUCCAGAAGCACAGGCCAGGAGGUAGCCCAGAGCAUGCCAGGCACAGUGGAGGGAGCCCUGAGCAUCUUCAGAAGCAUGCCCUUGGUGGGAGCCUGGAGCACCUCCCCAGAGCCAGGGGAACAAGCCCAGAGCAUCUCAAACAACAUUACGGGGGCAGCCCUGACCACAAACAUGCAGGUGGCGGUGGAGGCAGCGGUGGGGGCAGCAGGGAGGGCACCCUCCGGCGGCCUGCUCAAGAGGAUUCAUCACCCCAUCACCGGAAUGUCUACAGUGGCAUGAAUGAAAAGAAAAUGGAAGCCUUUAAAUCUGAAGAAUAUUUACAGCACAAUUUUGCCUGAUGAUACUUUUUUGGCAAGAUGGACUGACAUUCAUCCAGUCUUACACAGGCACUUCUACUAACUGCCAACAUGUUAUGUGUCUGGAGAGGUGUUGACUUCUGGACAGUAAGCAGCAGAAGAGAACAAGACCAUAAGUGAGCAGAUCAGCCAGAUGGCAACACCAACUGCUCUCACAAAGCUGGGCUUUUAAUAACCGAGCUUACUGCAAACAAAACUAAUUAAGCCAGUUCUUCUGAUUAGGAUACUAUAGGCAGAAGUAAAUAAAAAAUAUACUCACAUUCACUUCUAAUAGCUUUUCAAAGGUCAGAUAUCUUGAUUUUUUUUCAUCAUAGCAGUUACUCCACCAGAUUGCACUUGAGAAUUCAAAUUAACUGUAUUCACUAAUUCAACAGCUCUCUCAUGUCUCCCUAGACAGCAAGUGCGAAUUCCUCCUUCUACCAAAACUGAAUAAUUAAACCCUGAAAGGAGAGCUGUUUGUCAUACUGGUAGGUAAUGGGUUGGUUGAGAUUUAGUGGGAAAAGAAGGUAAGAGUCAACCUACGACAAGGGGGAGAUUGAAAAAAGAAGACAAAGACAGUCUAGAGAUACCACCAGUUUGUGAGGGAGAACUUUUAUAAAGAACCUGAAAGAAUCUGUCUGUUGGUUCAUGCACACUGCUCACAGGCUUACACUGAGUGACAGGGUGGGCACAUUUAGUGUUAUAUAGAACCCAGAAUUGCUGUUCCUCUGAAGCUAUGGGAAAAGUAGUUGAACCAGUAAUGCAUAUUUUACACACGGGGAGAGCCUCCUUAGCAUAGUGACUUUCAUGAAAAGUCAUUAUGAACAUCAAGCUUCUCAAAAUUUGUAGGGCACAGACUUGAACUUGUUAAUUUCUGUAGUGUCUCCUCAGCACUUAUACUGAAAACAGUUCCUCAGCCUUUUCUAUCCUAAUACCAUUUACAAUGUAGAUUUCAUGUUUAAUAUCUUCGUAUAUUUAUGUGUGACUACAAAAAGAGUAAGCAUACCAUAAGAAUUAUUGGUCUAAUAUACAAGCACAUCUUUGAAAACAUUUACUGAGACUACAUACAGUCACAUAUACAGUUGAUGAUACCGAUUUAGAAAAGAGUCUGGAUAGCAUUAUUGUGUUAUUGACAAUAGAAUCUAGUUACUUUUAUUUGUCUGAAUGUUUCUGGAAUUUCAUCCCUGAGGUAAAAUAAUAAGUAGAUGCUCACCUUUAAAUUGGCAUAUCUAAGAUUUAUUUAUGUAGCUUUAAAGAAGUGGAAACAUCCCCCUAAUCUCCCUCUUUCUAUACGUUCCAUUUACUUUCAUAAACAAAAUGGCAAGACUUUGCUCUCAAACUCUUUAAAAUGAUGGAAUGUUGAUCAGAGUUUAAAGAAUGUUAUGCACUAACUUAUGGGGAGGGGGUGCCACAUGUGCCCUGUUGCAGUUUAGAUACAGAGUUUACUCUGCUAGUUUCUUGCCAUGGGACCUUUCAUACAAUGGGAAACAUUGUGGGCAUGCAAUGUGGGCAGAAUCAUCUGCCUGCCAUGUGAAAAGCUGGGAGCAGGAAGUUUUACAUUGGUAGACUCAGAAUUUUGUCCUCACAGCUAAAAUUUAGGGAUUUUAUCCGACAACUUUUUGCAUCAUUGAGUAUGAACAAUAAAAUUGAAUGCUCCCAUUUCCUCAAAAAAAGAGCAAUUUGACAUUCAAAAAUAAAUGCACAUACAUUUAAUAAAAAGUCUAUGUGGUGACACUUUACUGAUAUGUACCUUAAAUUUGUUCGUUUUGGAGUAAAGUGUUCUGAUUCAACAAUGCUAUCACUGUGUAUUUUCUAGUAUAGUAUCUGUUUGGGAUAUUUGUUUUCAUCCCAGUUAUAAAAUAUAGUUUCACAUCAAUAAACAGGCAGAGUUGAUGUAAGGAAGCCAGGAGUCACAGCUCAUGCAGUUACUAUGACUUCUUUUAUUUCCUCUCACUGGGGCAAGAAGGAUGAAGAUUCAUAGCCGAAGAUUGAAAGUAGCUCGAUCUGGGAGCUCCUUUUCCACUCUAUUGCUCCACCUGACAUCUAGGAAUUAUGAAGCUAGGCUUAGUCUCAGCAUGGAGAAUAAGGACAGUUUCUAAAAAGAAUUAUUUGCAAAUGUGGACAAUUCACCAUGUAUGGCGUGGCCUAAAUCCAUUUCCUUUGGGUUUGUCCUCAACUUUGUAAGGGAUCUAGCAGUUCACCCCAUAUGGUGAAUGGAACCUUUCCUCUCAGAAGACCCACAGCAAUGAGUCUGUACAUUAUAGGUGACCAAGGAACUCAAGAUACUCUAGGGAGGUGGUGUGUGCUUAUAUACUUCUAGAGUUUGCUGUUUCUGUUUCUUUGGCUUGGGCAGGUCUCAGAGAGCAUGCACACAUAUGGGCUGGCUACUGUGAAGUGUGCACUCUGUCAAGAUUCUUGCCUUUCUUGCUUCUUCAAGUUGCUUAGUGUGAUAGUAAGCUGGAGGAUAGAGUUAGUACAUCACUUUCUGUUCUUUCACAGACUGGAUUAUAUCAAACUCUGCUGUGCCUGCCUCAUCCAAUGGCAAAGUAUAACCAGGAGAGUAAGCCAUUGGCAAGCUAGGGGUCAAGCCGUGGCCCCUGGCUUUCUUUGUACUUUUUUAUAUUCUGCAUUAGUAGAUGUUACUGUCUGUUUUGGGUACAGUAACAAAAUUCCUGGGAAUGUGUACUUUGUAAAGUAAAGAGGUGCAUUUUGGCUCAUAAAUUUGCAAGUUCAAGAAUGUGAGUCUGGUGUGUGCUUAACUUGUGAUGAAGGCUGUGUUCUAUAUUUUUCCCCAUUGCAUGGCGAAAGUAGAAAUGCAAAAAGCCAAGGAUGAUGCCAGACUAUCUGGACAAUCUUAUCUCAUGACAAAUUCGUCCCUACUAAACACCCUGCUGCCGCCCAGCAUCCUUGUCACACUGACAAGAGAAGCCUCUGACUGAGGUUUGGUAUGAACAAAGCCUAUUCACGCUAUACCACCAGGUUUUGAUCGUCCUCUCCAAGAGUCUUUGGCUGAAGAGGCACAUUAUCCUCUUUCAUUGGCCCUUUAAUAUUGUUCUUUCACAGCUAGAGCUUGAACUUGUUUGGAAUAAAGCCUUCAGUGAAAGUGGGAGAGUAAUAGUAACAGAAGGGAGGGGUGAAAUCUAUAGCAGUCUCAUUAUAGUCAUUCGUUAACUAAUGAGGCAGCCAUGCAUUCUCAGUAAUGUCAGGGAUACUGAAGAUUUAUCACAACACAUUAAAGGCUGAUCAGAGUGUGUCCUGAGAUAAACAACGAAGUCAACUAUACAGAAAUGACAGUAGAGAAAAGCGCCAGCUGGUCAAAGGCUUGUGAGUGUGGGUACUCCAAGGAAGACUGAAUCUACUCAUAUUUCUCUUGUAUGAAUCUCUGCACUGUUCCAUAUGCAGAUGAGAAAUUAAAAAUCCAGAUACACUACUUAUUCCAAAAAUAUUUAUUUUUGUGUUCCAUGUGGGUGAGUAUGAUAGACACUACUAGGCAGAGUAGAAUAGUGAAAGGUCAUAAGUUUUUGGUUCAUCAGACAUGUCCCCAGCUGAAGGAAAGUAGUGAUGAGGAAUAUGUAACAAGAUCCCAAGGGACAGGAGGUUGUUGGGGUUGUGGGAUUUCAUUCUCUGGAACAUGGCUCACAGAAUGCUUGUCAAGUUAAGGUUGGCUACUCAAAAGAGGAAGGAUAUGUGGUUGGUUCUUGAGCAGUCUUUGGGGUUGGAUGACAGGGAUGUGUGAGCUGUCAGAGGUUGAGGAGGUAAAAGUGACUGGCCUUUUCAGGAUCAGCGAGGAGAUUAGUAGGUCUGCUCUUGCUUAGGUUGCAACAGGUUGUUUUAGAUUCUGUGUUGGUGCCCAAUUACACAGGGAAUGAUUCCUAGAUGUUUUGUAAUAGCAACAUUAGUUUAUCACAUAAGGAGUAAUGGAAAAUGUUCUCGUAGUAGCUGCUUUCCCUGUUAAGGUGACCAAAUAUCUAACAAGAAGCAAUUGAAGGAAGCCGUUUAUUAUGGCUAUUAUUAUUUUAAGCUAUAAUAUAGUCAUUAUGGCAGGCAAGGCAUGGAAGCAAACUGCUCUGUGGAGGACACAUGGUGGGGUGGAGUUGACAGCAGCAGCUUGUUCACAUUCCUUCAGCAGAACCAGAAAUAGAGAAAAGGUUGGACUCAGGUUUGGCAUAUAAACAUGAAGACCUGCCCUCCUCCCAUCAAGACCACUCUCUGUAGUAUUCCCCUCCUAGAAGCUAUACAGCUGUGUGAGACAUCACCACCAGCUGGGCUGAGUGUGCAAACAGUUGAGUUGCCAGAACAGUUGUUUCUUCAUUAGACUAGUGCCUUAUUAAUACAAACAAACACUUAUUGAAUUUUAUGACUUAAUUUAAUUCUAAUGGCUUGCACUUUUUUUUUUUUUGGUUUUCUUAAGAGCUCCUGAACUAAAAAGUUUUACAUCAGUACUUGGUUUACCCUGAUUAAAUAAUCCUCUCCCAAUAUUUAUUUUAUUUUCCAAGCCACUGUUACAAUGAAUUAUAGUUCUGCUACUGUUGGGGAGUUACAACCAUAGAGUCACCAACUAAGAGAAUCCAUCAUCUGAUUAAGGCUUCUGAGACAAUACUGAAGAUACUAUAAGGUUUUGGAAAAAUAUGGCUUAGUUAGACAUACUUGGACUGGAAGUGAAAAGCAACUGAUUCUUUACAAUCAUAAAGGUCAAAAAUAACCUAGGGACACUGUCAAUCUGGCUCUUCAGGAAAAAUAGCCUGGGAACGUUGUCAACUCUGGCUUCUCAGGUAUGGUAGUGUCUGUGGCUUCAACACUUCAUUGUUGUUUUCAUUCUCACCACAAUGGUGUGACCUCAUUUUAUUCUGCUGUGUUCCUCUAUCAAGUCUUGGGAGCUUUUCAUAUCUUGUUUACUGUAAAUGUAUAAUUUUGUUGGGCUUGGUGGAGAUGUGUAGGGAGGAGUAGGAUCCUAUAGGACCUGUAGGAGUAAGCCUGUAGGGCAUAUUCUUAAUUAGUGAUUGAUAUGGGAGGGCUCAGUCAAUUAUGGGUGGGGCCACCUCUAGCCUGAUCAUUCUGGCUUCUAUAGGAAAGCAGACUGAGCCAGCCAUGGAGAGCAAGCCAGUAAGCAGCACCCCUUUGCAGCUUCUGCAUCAUAUCCUGUCUCCAGGCUCCUGCCUUGACUUUCUUCAAUGAUGGCUAAGAUGUUGUAUAAGCAAAAUAAAUGCUUCCCUCUCCAACUUGCUUUUGGAUAUAGCAUUAGAUCACAACAAUAGUAACUUAACCAAGGUGCCUUCUGGAGUUGGGGAGAAAACAGUAAAAGUUUCUUCAAAGUUAUCAAGCUUUCUGUUGUCUUUCUAUGUGUACUGAGAUGAAAAUAUUUAGGACUCAGGAAAUAAUAAACUUUUCUUAAAA